AUGCAACCUGGAAAUAGCCACCCAGUGGGAUUUUAUUACUUGUCAUAUGAUGAACAAUUACGGUUUAGAAGUGAAGAGAAUCUUCCGUCACCAACUAUAGAUCUAGGAAAUUCAUUCGAGUCCCUUGACAAGACUACUACAGAAAAACAUGAAACAAAAGACUCAGUUGAUGAAUCUAGCAUUCCCGAUAUAGAUACUGAGGAUACUGAUCUUUCGAUGCAAUAUAUGAAUAUCUUUGCUCUGGAAGAGAUCACGUCUUCAAAACCCGAGAAGAAACCUAAGAAAGGAGGGAUAUUUCAUGGAUUAUUUAGACAAAAAUCUAAAGCCAAUCUUUCGAAGAGAGAUCAGAACGGUCAUGAGAAUAAAAGCUCACAAGAAUCAAAAGAAUCAAACACCAAAGACACAUUUGAUUCAACUUCAGAAGUGAGUUCUUUGACUCAUACCGUAAAUUUGCAAUAUUACGUACGCACUCCAACUAAAAAGACUCACAAGCGGAAAACCGACAGGUAG
Molecule: messenger RNA, 510 nt
Organism: Hemisphaericaspora subhashii
Lineage: Eukaryota; Fungi; Ascomycota; Pichiomycetes; Serinales; Debaryomycetaceae
Exons: 1
Coding region: 1-510 (169 amino acids)
Source: RefSeq, a predicted model, not a curated record